Molecule: messenger RNA, 1059 nt
Organism: Salvia hispanica
Lineage: Eukaryota; Viridiplantae; Streptophyta; Magnoliopsida; Lamiales; Lamiaceae
Source: RefSeq, a predicted model, not a curated record
AUGGGAAAUUUCCAUAGCAGAUUCUUGGGCCCUAGAACCCCAGAUGAAGAAGAAGGUGGAAAUGUGGGUUAUCCAAAUUCGGAGAAUGAAUACAAAUCAAAUGAAGAAUCAAUGCUGGUUUCGUUUACUUCAAUCUACAAAGCAACAAAGGCCAUACUGCAGAAGCUUGUAGUCUCUACAGAAGCAGCAGAACCAUCACUCCCCAUUCAAAAUCCAUCACCCCAUCAGCCGCUUUUAGCCCCAUCACCUCAAAUUUUCAGUCGCGGCGAUUCGUCUGGUUUGAUCAGUGAAGAAGAAGCUCAGCACGACGACAACGUUGGUCGCUGUCAAAUAUAUGAGAUAGAUCGUGAUCAUGUUGUCUCUAUGCCUGAGAUCAGGUGCUCGAAGGUGGAAAUAAACCCAUCUACAGAGGCCAAGCAGAAGGUAAAGAGGAGUAACGCUGAGAAGAAGAUAAAGCAUUACAGCAGCCGGCACAAGAUACUGUUGGUCGGAGAAGGAGACUUCUCCUUCUCCGCUUGUCUCGCCUUGGCUUUUGGCUCUGCCGCCAACAUCAUAGCCACAUCCCUCGAUUCUCAAGCAUUUUUGAAGGAGCAUUAUGGGAAUGCUAUGUCCAACAUCGAAGAAUUAAGGAGGAGAGCGGGCAAGGUGAUGCAUGGGAUCGAUGCCACAAAAAUGGCGAGCCAUGAACUGCUCGGACAACUUAAAUUUGAUCGCAUUGUAUACAACUUUCCACAUGCUGGAUUUUUCGGCAAGAGCAUGCCAAAAGAAUCCCAGCUUAGUCGUCACAGGAAACUGGUGAGCAAGUUUCUGAUGAACGCGAAGAAUAUGAUAAGUGAAAAUGGUGAGAUUCACGUUACGCAUAAGACCAAUGGUUUCCACGCCAACUUUAAGGUGGAGAGCAUUGCCUCAUCGCACGGGCUAAAACUUAUCCAGGCCGUGAAAUUUAAAUGUGGUGAUUAUCCGGGAUACAACACCAAGUACGGUUUUGGGGGUGAUGGCAACUUCGAUUGCAACCCUAGCAAAACCUUCAAAUUUGGCCUUAAAUCAGUGUCGCUUUGA